Hippocampus comes (tiger tail seahorse) is the source of this 371-nucleotide messenger RNA. Its product is annotated as inner centromere protein-like. The record is from RefSeq and is a predicted model, not a curated record. The transcript is spliced from 3 exons. The coding region runs from base 24 to 371 and encodes 115 amino acids. NCBI's taxonomy places the organism in Eukaryota, Metazoa, Chordata, Actinopteri, Syngnathiformes, Syngnathidae.
AGGGCGCCCGACCGGGAGAACCGAUGUCUGCAGUGGAGAGAGAGAAGACCAUGCGGAAGCUGGUGGACGUGCACCGCCGAGUGGAGCGAAAGCAGCAGAGGGACAGAGACAGACAGCAGCUGAGGGUCCAGGAACGUUUGUCCAUCAUCCAGAGCAGGAAGGCAGAUGAGGAUUUAUUUGGGCCUAAGCACAAAGAGAGGAUGAGGCACCUCAGUAAAGACAUACCACAAGAAAAGAGUCAGCAGAAGACGCUGGUCAGAGAACAACUGGAGCAGCUGAAAAGGGAACGCUCUUUUAUCAUGCAGUCCAGAAGAAAAAGGUACCGAAUUACAGUUGGUAUUUCAAGUCCUCUUUGUGAUGGGUUACAGUGA